This is a messenger RNA of Acipenser ruthenus (sterlet), 3272 nucleotides long. Its product is annotated as SH2 domain-containing protein 4B-like. Gene Ontology annotation, cellular component: cytoplasm. The coding region runs from base 1409 to 2749 and encodes 446 amino acids. The transcript is spliced from 8 exons. The record is from RefSeq and is a predicted model, not a curated record. NCBI's taxonomy places the organism in Eukaryota, Metazoa, Chordata, Actinopteri, Acipenseriformes, Acipenseridae.
AAUCUAGGCACACUUCCACUGAGUUAUUGCUCCUCUGAACACACAGACGUGUUUCAUUAAAAGGAGCGACAACCCUCUGAUGAAAAGCUUCUGUUUGCACACUUAAUGUGUCAGAAAUGCACAGAAUUAAGCACCCAGACUUUGUUCAUUUUGCGUACCUCUCCAAUUGGUCUGUGUGAAAUGCAAUUAGCAACUCUGAUGGCUUCCUGAGGGCUGCAGCAGUGCACAGCACCACACACACACACUGCUCUGCAAUAAAGACCUCUGCUCAGUGACACACUGCAUGCUGUUCAAAUUAAAGACCUCUGAUCAAUGAAAUGAAGUUAUAUGUGUGUGUGUGUGUGGUCUCAUUUCAUUUCUAGUAAAGGUGACUUAAACUGUGAGUUUACUGUCUCCCCCACACUUACAUGCUCUACAAGUGAAGUCUCUCCACCCAGGCUCUGUGCAUUGGAUUAGAAUAGACUGUUCAGACAAUCACAAUAAAACCUGUCUCCAGGCACACUGCACAGCAGUAUAGUGCUGCAAUGUCACAUGAAACUAUGAAAGCCAAACUAGCAGCUGUAGUAAUUAAAUGGUCACUCUCUCCCUCCCUCCUUUUCUCUCUUUCCUCCAUCUGUAUCUCCUUCUCCUAUCCCUGACCUCUUUCUCUCUCUCAAUCCUCCUCCCUCUCCAUCUCUUUCCCCCAGAGUAGAGCAUGAGAAAGAGUGUUGUUCUGUUGAUGAGAGACCAUUGGAAAUGGGGGAGAGGAGAGGAGGAAGGAAAGACUAGACUGGUACUGAAAAAAGAGAAGAGAGGGAAAGGGGAGUGGUGGAGGCUAAAGGAGAGGGGGAAUGAUUGGAGUGGGGAAGAGGGAGGGAGAGGAGGGUAUGAGAGAGAGAGAGAGGGGGUAUCAUGUGACAGUAGGUGUAUUGAAUCUUGACAAUAGAUCUCACAGUCUACGCCUUUCCAGCAUCAACACAGAGCGAUCGAGAGAGAAAGAGAGAGAGAGAGAGAGAGAGAGAGAGGCAGACUGUUUCAUUGGAUUCCAGAGUUUUGGAAACUUCUGUAGUCUCAAACAGAAACAUCUGAGAAGAGAAGAGUGAUAGAGCGAAGAAACGAUGUGAAAAAACUGAAACUGAGCUGUGGCAGAAGAAACUGCUGAUCUGAUACCAGCAGGGACACAGAGAGAGAGAGACUGCAGUGAGGCUGUCGUGACGGCUUGUGCGUCGCGUGAUGAUGUUGUCCAUUUCUGUUGUAUAAUGAGACUGUACUGUUAUUAUUGUAUAGACAGAUCAUAGUGUUAGACUGUUGUGUUGGAGAGAGUGCUUGAGUGUAUUUCUGAGUGUAAGUGUAGGUGUAAGUGUGAGUGUGUGAGUGCGUUCCUGAGUGUGAGUGUCAGUGUCUCUGAGUGCCCUGCCCUGCCAUCAGGAUGAUGCAGCAGAUCCUCAGAGAUCUGUACAUCGACCCUGAACUGCUGACAGAGCUCAACGAUGAGCAGAAACAGAUCCUGUUCUACAAGAUGAGAGAGGAGCAGCUCCGACGCUGGAGAGAGAGGGAGAGGGAGGAGAGCGGCACGGAGAGGGUGAGGAGGGGGGACAGUGGGAAGGCGGUGCGUUGGCUGCAGGGACACGACGGAGAGGUGUGGGUCUGGGUGAUGGGCAAUGCCCCCGGAGACAGACCCUACGAGCAGAUUGCAGAGGAACUGAUGGCAGAGCGAGCGAGGAGACAGGCACAACUAGAGGCACAGGAACUGUGGCGUGAGAAGGAGGCCGAGAUUGAGCAGAAGUUCCGUGACGCGAUGGCAAAGGAGAAAGCACGCUGCGUGGCGGAGAGGUGGAGAGAGGAGACCAAGAUACAGGAGGAUCUGCGGCGGCGCGAGGAGGAGGAGAGGAAGCGAGGGGAGGAAGAGAUCCGGAGAGCAGAGGAGAGGAGAGCGAGAGAGCUGUACAUCUCCCUGACGCAGGAUAGACAGAGCGAGAGAGAAGAGGAUGGAGAGGACAAGGAAUGGCAGGAGCAGUUGCGCAGGUCCAAAGCUGCUGAUGAGGAUAUGAAGCACAAGGCCCGUCUCGCCCGAGCUGAGUACCAGCGCCAGUCCCUGCGAGCGAUCGAGAGGGGCCGGGUAGCUGGGCUCAGUGGACUCUUCCAGCAGACCCAGCUGAACGGAGCAGGUCAGAACCGGCGCCACAGCACUUGCCCUGUGCCCAGGGACCUGUCAACGCACACAGCCUCCACACCCCUGCCAUUGGCAGACAUCCAGGGGCCUGGCCCCAGCAGAGCCACUCCAAACCGCAGACACAGCACUAGCGCCGGGCUCCCCGCUGCAGACAGCCUUACCUGGUCUCGCCCCCCCCGGCCUGCCUCUCGUCUGUCGGUGCUUCGCUGGUUCAGAGAGGAGCAGCUGCCCAAGAGAGCUGGCUUCGAGAGGAACAGCGACCAGAUAGCACCCUGGUUCCAUGGUAUAAUCUCUCGGCAGGAGUCUGAGUCUCUCCUGAUGAAUUCCCUCGAGGGUUCCUUCCUGGUGCGUGUGAGCGAGCGGAUCUGGGGGUACACGCUCUCUUACCGGCAGCAGAGCGGCUUCAAGCACUUCUUGAUCGAUGCCUCGGGGGAUUACUACAGCUUCCUGGGCGUCGACCAGAAUCGCCAUGCCACGCUGGCCGACCUCAUCGAGUUCCACAAGGAGGAGGUGAUCACCUUGUCAGGUGGAGAGCGGCUGCAGGAGGCGUGUGGACAGAGAAAGGGGCGCAAUGAAUAUGGGGGGCUCUUCCAAUAAUGAGGGGACCCCUAAAGAUAUACACACCUCCCCCCCAGCUACACCCGAGAAACAGAAGGAACACAGUGACUAUGCUGGGCUCGUUCAAUAACCAGGAGACCCCAAGAUCAAAUGUUACUACUGUCAGUAUUUCUACAUAUCUGGAGUUGCUCAGUUUAUUCUUCUUCUGAUUGUUGUUUUGAUGUUUGAGUUUGUUUGUCAGCGGGUUGCAGGCAGGCGUCAAGAGUUUCUGAGUGAAAUGCUGGAAAGCGAUCCGAGAGACUUGGCCUCUUCCUCUAAUCCCAGCUCUCUCCACACACAUGUCCUCACUCCCAGUCUACAUAGAGGGGCAGCAGGGAAAGCCAAACUCUUUUGUGCUUUUCUGAAUCAAAGCAGAUCUUUUUUUGACUAGGAAAUAGCAGUGAGGAUCUCCAUGCAUUCAUGUCAGGGCUUUAAUUUGAAUGUAUCCUGUGGAAUGUCUCUCAGAGUGUCUCCAGUGUGUUUGUUGUCCUCCAGUAGUGACACAAUAAAAAAUAAAAGAGUU